AUGUUUAUUUUUUUUAAACAAAUUCUCAAUCUUCUUUUGCAGCAUCUCACCAUGGCUUCAUUUGUUGCACUGUUACUGAGUUUACCUGUUGCACUGACAUGCGCGCCACAAAAAGCAGACUAUGUUGUAGUCUCCUGUUUUCCUAAUGCCAUCAUUGCCAAUGUGCCAGAGUGUCCUUAUGGCUGGGAGAUAGACCAGCUGUCCCUGGGUGGAGUGUGUUACACUGGAAUACACAGCCCAGGGUACUACCGCUUUAUUAUACCAGAUCUAACACCAAGAAACCAUUCGUACUGUGGCACACAAUCUGAGUAUAUGCCAGGCAAAGAUGCCAAGUACAUCUUCUACAACUCCAUCGUAUCCAACGAUACUUCGCUGACUGUCAGAAACCAGCCAGUCAACUACACCUUCAGCUGUGUGUACCGAGCAGCCUAUCUGGUAAAUAACGCAGUCUUCAGUCAGAGAGUUGCUACAGUUUAUGUCAACAAUGGGAGCUUAGGGACUUUUAGAUCACAGUUGUCUAUGAACGUGUUCACGAACUCUAAGUUCCUGUAUGCUAAGGACGCUCCCUACGUGAUUGACACCUCUGAAAUUGGCUCUGAAGUUUUUAUCGGUAUUGAAGCAAAAGGUCUAAGUAAUAGGUUUAAAGUUGUUAUCAACAACUGCUGGGCGACUCCAACUCCUUACUCAACAGACAGAAAGAGGUGGAGUCUUAUUAUCAACAGCUGUCCUGCUGACUACACGGUGACCAUUUUCGAUAACGCCAAAGACAGCCGCUCCACAUUCAAGUUCAACUCUUUCCGCUUCCAGCGACUGGAGAAGGUGUCCACUGUGUGGCUUCACUGUGAGGUCCACAUCUGUGAUGCAGAGAGGCUGGUCUGUCAGCCUAGUCCAUGCUCUAAGAGGUCCCUGUCAUCAGAAACAGAACCGAGUGGAGGGAUCCUCACCACUGAGUUUCAGAUUAAAGCCAGCGAGUCUUCUAAUAAUGGGCACACAACAGGGACCUCUCUUCUCAUCCCACUUAUGAUCGCGGUGAACAUUUUCUUCGAUUUAGUAAAUGCAUCAAAAAUAUAAAACAAUAAAUAUCCGUUGAGUAUGCAAACCGUCAACAUAUGUUCAAUCACAAAGCAAAGUGUCACCCCAAGACUCAGGGAGCGUAUGAAUACAUUCCCCAGUUAAAGGACUGAUUUGCAUUUAGUAUAUUUAGAAAGGCAUA
This is a messenger RNA of Gambusia affinis (western mosquitofish), 1213 nucleotides long. RefSeq names its product tectorin beta (gene tectb). The record is from RefSeq and is a predicted model, not a curated record. The transcript is spliced from 10 exons. Gene Ontology annotation, cellular component: cell surface. The coding region runs from base 1 to 1071 and encodes 356 amino acids. Lineage: Eukaryota; Metazoa; Chordata; Actinopteri; Cyprinodontiformes; Poeciliidae.